AUGGCAUCUACGGAUAUGACUGCAGGCUCAAUGUUUCAUUUAUCUGCUGUACUAGUGGGUCACUCUCAAGAUAUGGAUCUGGUUGUUGUCCGUCCGAUAGAAUCUGAAUUGCUGUUCAUCUUGCUGUCAUACAUUCUAAAGGUCAAGGCUAUUGCUUCGUUAGAUGAAGAUACCCUGGUCUCUGCGUCCAGAGACAGACAGGUUAUUGUAUGGCAACGACUUGUUAAAGGAGAAGCUUCGUUUGUUCAAAAAGCAGUCUUUACUGGUCACAGUCACUUUGUUAAUUCGCUUGUGUGUGUUCCUGCGAAUGAAAAGUAUCCAAAUGGUCUGAUCUACAGUGGUGGAUUCGAUAAAAUCAUUUAUGCAUUCGAUCCUACUCGUAUCGAUGAGCCAGUGUAUAAGCUUACUGGUCAUACUGAUAAUGUGUGUAGUUUAAGUCUCGCUGACAAUGGCGAUGUACUGUCAGGAUCGUGGGACAAAACUGCAAAGGUUUGGCGCGAUGGAGUUCAAGUCUUUACCUUGAAAGGUCAUACACAGACUGUUUGGAGCGUGCUUGCACUGUCGUCUGAUACGUAUCUUACAGCUUCGGCUGACAAGACCAUCAAGUUUUGGGUCGGAUCUAAAAAUACAAAAACUCUUACUGGUCACUCUGAUGUUGUUCGUAGUCUUACUCGAGUCCCAAAAAUCGGAUUUGCAUCUUGUUCAAACGAUGGAUCCAUUCGAAUUUGGAAUUUCGAUGGUGAUCUUCUGUCUGAAUUAUAUGGUCAUACAUCCUUUGUAUAUAGUCUGGAUCUUCUUGGCUCGGGUGAACUAGUGUCUGGUGGAGAAGAUCGAACUAUACGAAUUUGGAAUGAAUCCGGUUUGGUUCAGACCAUGACUCAGCCAUGCAUUUCUAUUUGGUGUGUGGCAACUAUGCCCAAUCAAGAUAUUGCUACUGGAGGAAACGAUGGCAUUGUUCGAAUAUUUACUCGCACAGAGAAGCGAUAUGCAAGCUUGGAUAUCAUCAAGGCUUUUGAUGAGUCAGUUGCCGCUACUGCUAUUUCUUCAAAUAGUGUUGGAGAUGUGGAUAAAUCUAAACUUCCUGGUCUCGAAGCUCUCACUGUACAUGGUACAAAAGAUGGUGAAGUCAAGAUGGUUCGAAUCGAAAAUACGGUCGAGGCUCAUCAGUGGAAUGCUGCUGAAGCUCAAUGGAUCAAAAUUGGAGAAGUGAUGGAUGCCAUUGGCAAUUCACGCAAGCAGAUAUAUAAUGGCAAGGAAUAUGAUCAUGUGUUUGAUGUAGAUAUUCAAGAAGGUGCUCCUCCUCUUAAACUUCCUUACAACACUGGUGAUAAUCCUCUCCAGGCUGCACAAGAUUUUAUUCAAAAAAAUGAUCUUUCGCCCAAUUAUUUGGAUCAAAUUGCAGAGUUUAUUACCAAGAACUCUACUGCAGUCACUCUUGGCGUAGACCCUGUACCAUCUCAUUAUGUAGAUCCAUUCACUGGCGGAUCUCGGUAUGUCUCUAACGAAGCUAGUGCCGCUGUUUCUGGUACUCCAUCUGCUCACGCUAUUGGAUCUAAAUCAAGCAAUGGGUCUAACCUGAUUCCCAUGCGCAGCUAUUCGUUUUUUAAAGUCAUCAAUAUUAAAGCUGCAUUAAGCAAGAUUUUACAGCUAAACAGCGAAAUUGAAAAAUCAAUGGAAUUUGGAGAGGUUUGCAUGAAACCAGAACAGGAAAAGCAUCUUGAAAAGCUUGUUUUGCGUAUUGAAGCAGGAAAACUUGACGAUUUUGAUGCUACUGAUUUUAAAAUUCUAUCACUUUUGGCAUUUGAAUGGCCCGAAGCUCAUCGAUUUCCUGGCAUUGAUCUAUUCCGAGUGGUCGUAUUACAUACCACUGCACCACUUCAGCUUGAUUCAGAUUUUGUCUUUACUAUUUUGCGUGCUGCCCAACUUCCUGUUCAAGAUGUUACUUUGCUAACCAAAUCACAAGAAACAACUGUCAUGCUUGCACUGAGGGCAUUGUCUAAUUUGUUCUCCAAAGCAGAUUUCCGCACUGUACUGUACCGUCAACGCCAACAGAUUUUGAAUCAAACCUCGGAACUUGCCAAAAAGGCUGACAACAAAAACCUGCGUGUUGCAUUGGCCACACUCUACCUCAACAUGGCAGUGAUGGUAUGUGAAAACGAAACAACUUUUGAUGAUGCGUUCUCGGUAGAUCUUCUUGAAAUAUUGUCCAAGAUGAUACAUACAGAAACAGAUGGCGAAGCACUAUUUCGCGAACUUAUAGCAAUCGGAACUAUUAUUUCCAACAGCAAGGAAGCUCGCGAAGCUGCUAUUCUUUUGGAUAUGAAGAGCUCAAUCAAGCAUGUUUCCAAGGUUACGAGCGAACACGAGGCUAAACUGCAAAAGGCCGAAACUGAAUUGAUGGCGUAUCUAAACUGAUAAAACGCAGGUUUCUGGUGAAAACAGUCUUGAAUAAACUGCUUUUUC
Messenger RNA from Batrachochytrium dendrobatidis JAM81, 2463 nucleotides. RefSeq lists its product as uncharacterized. NCBI's taxonomy places the organism in Eukaryota, Fungi, Chytridiomycota, Chytridiomycetes, Rhizophydiales. Gene Ontology annotation, biological process: proteasome-mediated ubiquitin-dependent protein catabolic process; ubiquitin recycling. The coding region runs from base 1 to 2415 and encodes 804 amino acids. The transcript has 17 exons. The record is from RefSeq and is a predicted model, not a curated record. Gene Ontology annotation, molecular function: ubiquitin binding. Gene Ontology annotation, cellular component: nucleus; cytoplasm.